Archocentrus centrarchus (flier cichlid) is the source of this 4128-nucleotide messenger RNA. RefSeq names its product G protein-coupled receptor 158a (gene gpr158a). Gene Ontology annotation, biological process: G protein-coupled receptor signaling pathway. The record is from RefSeq and is a predicted model, not a curated record. Bases 66 to 4115 code for a protein of 1349 amino acids. Lineage: Eukaryota; Metazoa; Chordata; Actinopteri; Cichliformes; Cichlidae. Gene Ontology annotation, molecular function: G protein-coupled receptor activity. Gene Ontology annotation, cellular component: membrane. The transcript is spliced from 12 exons.
CCCGACGACACUGUUAAUUCCGAGCAGCAAUCCCCCAAACAUCUGUGUUCACUCUCUGGAGGGAGAUGGCUGUUUUCCGGCUGUCGCUGCUGCUGCAAGUUGGAUUUGUGAUCGGAUCACACCAUAAAUACGCGGAAUGGUCAGCGCACGGGGAAGAUAUCGGGGCAGGGGAUGCGAUUUACGGCGCUCAGACGCACCGUCGGCAGCUGGCGCAUCUCCGUGCGCCUCAUCAUGCUGCCGAGGAGACGGCGGAGCUGCCGCAGAAGACAGACGAGCAUCUCCGCAGGGUCGUCACGGCUUUUUUACACACGGGGAACUCGACCACCUUAAAUAAUGCCAACUGCUCGCGGAAGUACGAGCUCCCCUCUCUGCGGGGAAGGUCACACGCCACCCCGCAUUACUCCAUGAGCAGCGUGCUGGAUACGGUACUGCACGCCACAAACUUCCUCAACAUGAUCCUGCAAGCCAACAGGUCCAGGGAGCACAACCUCCGGCGAGACAUUGAGUGGUACCACGCGUUAGUCAGGAGUAUACUGGAAGGAGACGCCAAGAUUCACCGGGCGGUUGUUACUUUUAGUGGGGAUUCAUCUUUCCCGGGGCCCUUGGUGCUUCUCCAAGCCACCAGGGCUGGUGGAGAAAUAGUACUUCAAGACCUCUCCAGCAUGGCCCAGCGUCAUCUGCACAACCGCACGGCAGAGACCGAGUGGUACCACGAAAUAAAAGACAGGAAGAACCCUAGUUUCCAUAAGAGGGUGCUGAGCCAAGAUUUCAGAUCGGUGGACAAUUCAUUGAAAAGAGGAGAGAGUUUUAUCCCGGACAAGACGCACGUCAGAUGGUCUGCGCCCUACCUGGAGUGUGAGAAUGGGAAUUUUAUUCCCCGUUGGCUUUUGACCUUAUCGACUGCCUUCUAUGGCCUAAAAUCCAACCUGGCUCCUGAAUUCAGGGGAGUGGUUCGAGUGGACAUUAAUCUACAGGAUGUUGAUAUCGACCAAUGCUCCUCUGACGGCUGGUUUGCUGGAACCCAUCAAUGCAACUUGACCACUAUGGAGUGUUUGCCAAUCCGUGGUCAUGGAUUUGUCUUGGAUAAGUACAAGUGCCACUGCAGGAAAGGUUUCUAUCAUCCCAACAGAGUAGCUGUUAAUGGCUUUGCAAGGAUGGGAAGAAAGGGAAAAGCUGUAGACGGCAGUCCCACGACAGACGACGGAUCUUCCAGCGACUGCCUGCCUUGCCAGGAUGGCUGUGCCUACUGUAAAGAUGACACCCCCUGUGUGGUGCAAGAGGAUGGCGCUCUUCGCAUGGCUGUGCUCUCUUUCCAGUGCCUCUGCAUGCUGAUAGUCUUCAUUAGCAUGGUGCUCAUAUACCACUUUCGGAGGAAUAAGAGUAUAAGGGCAUCAGGUCUUGUCCUGCUGGAGGCCAUCCUGUGUGGAGCUCUGCUUCUCUACUUUCCGGUUGGGAUUCUCUACUUCCAGCCGAGUGUUUUCCGCUGCAUCCUUCUGCGUUGGGUUCGAUUGCUGGGUUUCGCUACUGUCUAUGGGACGCUGACUCUUAAGUUGUACAGGGUGCUGAAGGUGUUCCUGUCCCGUACAGCCCAGAGGAUCCCCUAUAUGACAAGCUGGCGAGUGCUGCGUCUGCUGGGUAUCAUUCUGCUCAUUGUCUGCUGGUUCCUGGUGGCUUGGACAUCUGCCGUCUGUCAAAACCCGGACAGGAAAUUGGCUCUCAUCGAGGUGGGCUACACGCCCGAUGGACUGCAGUUCAGCAUAUGCCUCCUGGAUCGCUGGGACUACAUGAUGGCUGUUGCUGAGUUCCUCUUCCUGCUGUGGGCAGUUUAUCUGUGUUACGCUGUGAGGACUGUGCCAUCGGCCUUUCACGAGCCUCGCUACAUGGCCAUCGCUGUUCACAAUGAGCUUGUCCUGUCUGCUAUAUUCUAUGUCAUCAGGUUCGCUCUCGCUCCUGAGCUCCAUCCAGACUGGAUGCUGCUCCUGUUCUUCACCCAUACCCACCUAACUGUCACAGUCACAUUGGGUCUUCUACUUAUUCCUAAGUUCCUGUUUGCUGGCACCCACAUGAGAGAUGAUAUCGCCUCUGAGGCCUAUGAGGACGAGCUGGACAUGGGUCGCUCUGGGUCGUACCUCAACAGCAGCAUAACAUCAGCGUGGAGUGAGCAUAGCUUGGACCCUGAAGACAUCCGGACACCAGACGAAAUGGGCCAUCUCAGUUCUAUUAAUGGCUGUGGCAUAAGGUCUUGCGACAGCCUUUGGGAAAAACGUGCCAACGAAGAGCUGAAGAAACUGUACUCCCAGUUGGAGAUUUACAAGAGGAAGAAGAUGCUGGCAAAUAACCCUCAUCUCCAGAAAAAGCGAAGCUCUAAGAAAGGGCUAGGUCGCUCGCUAAUGAGGCGCAUCACAGAGAUUCCCGAGUCUGUGCAUCGGCAGUGCAGCCGUGAAGAGAAGGAAGUGGGAGAGCAUGGGAGCAAUCGUAACAGCAUCUGCAUGUUGAAGAAGAACCCCUUAGAUAUGGCUUACCCAGGAAAACCAGCUAAGGAGGAGACACUGAAGAACAAGGUUUUCUCCCUGAAGAAGUCACACAGUAGCUAUGAUCAUGUCCGUGACCAGAGUGAGGACUCCAAGAGCACCGUGAAUGACAAGAUAGAUGCGAACACAGCUGAAGAGUCUCUCCUGGAUACACUUAUGGGCAAGAAGCUUGUGAAGAAGAAGUCCAAUGAGAAUGUAAAUGUCCCCAGUGAAUCUACAGAAUCAGUUCCCUUGGUAUGCAAGUCAGCCAGUGCCCAUAAUCUCACUGCAGACAAAAAACCAAUUCAUCCAAGAGCCUCCAUGCUGCAGAAGUCCCUCAGUGUCAUUGCAAGUGCCAAAGAAAAGACUUUGGGUUUGACUGGAAAGACGCAGAGUACAGAGGAAAGCAAUAAAAAGAAUCAGCCAAAGAGCAAAGACACAAAGGCAAAUGUAGAGCCUGAAAAUGAGUGCCAGCCCAAGAUGAUUAUCAGCCAGUCAGUUGAGUACAAACAAAGCACCACAAAAGGCAGAAUCAUGAAACAGCCAGUUAGUGGCAGCCAGCCGACAAUUUGCUCUGACCCCAUUAAGGGAAAAGACCUCUAUGAUCUCUCAGAAGUAUGUCCCUGGGAGGUGGAGGAUCUCCCAACUCCAUCUGAAAAUAAGGUCCAAAAACAUGUAUCUAUAGCACCAAAAGAAACCACAACUGUUCACGGAGGUAGCACUAAAGGAGCCAAAUCUCAGAAGCAGAAAGGUUCUGAUCAGUCUCCAUCUAGUGGCAGGCACUCAAAGGAGAUUCAGAGGUCAUCAGCUAUUCAAGCAGAGGUGUGCCCAUGGGAGGAGGGAGGUGAGAGUCAAGCCAGUCAAGUGGAAGCAUCGAAGCAAUCAGUAUCUCAGCCUAAAGCCCAGCAGCCUCAGUCUGCAGUUGAAAGUUCCAAAACACAUCGGGCUGAUGUUUGUCCAUGGGACUUCGAAGAGCUGAAAAAACCAACCGCAUUAGCUCACUCACAAGACGUGACAAAUCAGAAAAAGGGAACAUCUCCAAUGGAUGCAAGAGGCAGAAGCACCUUCUCAGAUCCACCCAAAGGAGCAGCAUUACUAACAUCAAAAGCUGAUGUCUGUCCAUGGGAAUUUGACAGCACCGCAGCAUCUCCAAAUUCUGAGAGGAUACCUAGCCCCUCACAAACACCCAAAACCAAGGAAUCACCUUCUAAAAAGAAAGGGCCCCCUUCCACAAGAACAGUUGAGCAAGAGAAAUCAAAAGACGUUGACGAUGAAAAAAGUAGAACAAAAGUGAAGGACAAGAGUAAAUAUUCAGAGAAACACAUGAGCCAACAAAAGAUGGCAGAGGUUUGCCCGUGGGAUGUAGAGAGUCACCAGGAGGUGCCACUAGUAGAAAAAAGGAAAAGCGCUAACGUCGGAGCAGCCAAAGAAAAGCAGGCGGAAGUCUGUCCGUGGGAUUUUGAGGAUAAAAAAGGUACAGAAAAAAGUGCUUCUGCAGUGAAACAGAGCAACCCAAUUCCUAAAGGUGGGGCUGUAAGUGCUGCUAAAAAGGCAGACGUUUGUCCUUGGGACUUCGAGGAUAGUACAUCAAGCAAGAAGGCAUGACACUCAACCUUAA